Molecule: messenger RNA, 261 nt
Organism: Caenorhabditis briggsae
Lineage: Eukaryota; Metazoa; Nematoda; Chromadorea; Rhabditida; Rhabditidae
Exons: 2
Coding region: 1-261 (86 amino acids)
Source: RefSeq, a predicted model, not a curated record
AUGAUCGCCUGCUUGAAACCUUCACCGGAUACUCUUUCGAUAAUUAUAAUGGUCAUCAUCAUUGGGGUCUUCUUUUUCACGAUAGCGAUGUUCCCAACUAUCCUAAAAGCGAUUUAUGUGGUCUUUGUGGAGACCCUAUUUGCAUAUUAUCUGGUGAAAUUGAUCAGAAAAAUGUUCGAGAUGGAUAAAGAGGAGUACGAUUACGAUGAUGAGGAUAGCCACAUCUCAGAUGCCUCGUUUCUUGAUCAUUCAGACCUUUAA